AUGCCUUUGGUCGAUCACUCGGACAAUACCAUUCCCCCGGAAAAUCAUGGCGACCCAAACAUUGCUCUGCAGGAGCUAUCCGAUGAGGAAGACAACGAACCCUCGAGUCAAGAGAAGCCGCUAUUGUACGCGGAUGAAGAAUCCCUUGCAGCUCCCCCGCCUGUGUCAAAAACAAAGCGAAAGAACCUGAUCGUUCUCCUCAUCCUGGCCAUAAACACAAUUUCGACCUGCUGUCUCGUCGUUCUGAAUAAGUUCAUCUUCUCUUUUCCGCGCCUGCAGUCGCUGCAGUUCUCCUUCACCGCCUGGCACGUCUUUUGCACCUUCGCCAUUCUCUUCGCCACCUCGCAUUCCCCGCUCAGACUGUUUCAGCGAAUCUACUUGGACAUACGCCAGGUGUUUCCGUUGGCGGUGGCAUUCGCCGCAUGGAUAAUCCUCAACAACCUCUCGCUCCUGCUCAACCCACUGGGCUUCUACCAGAUCGCCAAGAUUGCGACUACGCCGACCGUCGUCUUCCUCAACUACCUGCUCAACGGCGACACAGUCUCGCGCACGGUUUUCGCGGCACUCGCCACGAUCUGCGCCGGCGCAGCGCUCACCUGCCACGGCUCCACGAACACCACUCCCCUCGGCGUCAUCAUCGCAAUCGCCGCGUUCAUCACCACCGCUGUCUACCAGAUCUGGAUCGGAAAGAAGCAGACGGACACCGGCUGCUCCGGUGCGCAGCUGCUGUUCAACCAGUCGUACCUCGCGUUGGGACUCCUCGGCGUGCUGGCGCCUUUGGUCGAGGGCGGUAGCGGAGAUGCCAGGGCGCCGAUGGAUGCCAAAGUGUGGAUUGCCAUCUUACUCUCGGGAGCUACAGCCAUGGUCGUAAACCUAACACAGUUUCUGAUCAUCGGGCGCACAUCCGCCGUGACGUUCAACGUUGCGAGCCACGCCAAAACUGCCAUCAUUCUGGCGGUAGGAUGGCUUCUGGAGCCGGGAGGAUUCGGCUGGGCCGAGUUUGUGGGCACGGUCAUGGCGGCCGGCGGUGCAGUGAUUUACUCCUGUAGUAGCCGGUAA
This is a messenger RNA of Tricharina praecox, 1059 nucleotides long. RefSeq names its product triose-phosphate transporter family-domain-containing protein. NCBI's taxonomy places the organism in Eukaryota, Fungi, Ascomycota, Pezizomycetes, Pezizales, Pyronemataceae. Bases 1 to 1059 code for a protein of 352 amino acids. The transcript is spliced from 3 exons. Gene Ontology annotation, cellular component: Golgi apparatus. The record is from RefSeq and is a predicted model, not a curated record. Gene Ontology annotation, molecular function: antiporter activity.